This is a messenger RNA of Lymnaea stagnalis (great pond snail), 3194 nucleotides long. NCBI's taxonomy places the organism in Eukaryota, Metazoa, Mollusca, Gastropoda, Lymnaeidae. The record is from the annotation of a GenBank genome assembly.
GCUCGCAGAUCCAGAUUACCUCAAAUACAACACUCACCUAGUUCAGAGAUGGAAAUUGGUCUGGUAAGCCUUAGUGUAAUGCUGUUUAAUGAACUAGAUUACUGAGUGGGUCUUUUGCAGACUCAAAAGGACCUUUGAGAUUGCGCCCGUGCUCUAGUCACCUUCGAAAAAAUGUUUAACUUCCCGUGAUCAAUGUUCUUAUUAUUUGAUUCACUUAGUCGCAUUCAACUGCUAGAUUGAUAUCUCUUUGUCAUAGAAAGCUAAUCAACUUAGUGAGCACACCAAAUAUUCUUAAGGAGCAUCUUAUUACAUCACAUUUUGUGGAUGAUUAAUUUAAUUGUUAAGUAAAUGUUCGAAGCAAAGUAAAAAAAUUAAAUAUGUGUUUGCAUCUCAAACCAUAAACUCCGCUUAACAAGAGUGCGUUUAGAAUAAGAGAGUUUAUCAAGGUGUAUCUAACAAAAGUGGGUUUUACAACGGUGUGUUUAAGAACAGCAAGCAUGCAACUCUGGGUUGAACAAUAGUGCGUUUAACAACAGUGUGUUUGUCAACAGUGUGUUUGACAACAGUGGGUUUGAGAAAGGGGGGGUUUGACAAAAGGGGGUUUGACAACAGUGGGUUUGACAUCAGUGGGUAGUGAGUUUGACAACAGUGUGUUUGACAACAGUGGGUUUGACAACAGUGUGUUUGACAACAGUGGGUUUGACAACAGUGUGUUUGACAACAGAGUGUUUGAAAACAGUGGGUUAGACAACAGUCGGUUUGACAACAGUGGGUUUGACAACAGGGCCUUGACAACAGAGGGUUUGAGAACAUGAAAGAAUAUAUAGCACACAGGAGAAAUAUAACACACAGGAAGACAUAUAGCCCUCUGGUAGAAAUAUAGUACUCAGGAAGACAUAGCACAGGAAGAAAUAUAGCGCAAUGGACGAAGUAUAGCACACAGGAAGAAAUAUAGCACAAUUGACGAAAUACAGCACACUGAAGAAAUAAAGCACACAGGAAGAAAUAUAGCACACAUGAAGAAUAUAACACACAGUAAGAAAUAUAACAGACAGGAAGAAUACGGCACACGGGAAGAAAUAGACAGAGGGUUUUGUAAAACCUGAAGGAGGACAAAACAAAACUGCUGGCUUUUCGGCUAGAGGCCUCCAACAGCCAUAUACAGCAGCAAUAUACAACAGCAAUAUACAGCAGCAAUAUACAGCAGCAAUAUACAGCAGCAAUAUACAACAAUGAAACUAAAUACCAUCCACAUAUUUUUUUUUAAAAACCUACAAGCUAUUCCAAAUACAAAGAAAACAGUAUAAAUUAAAUUUCCCCAAAACUUCAGAUUUCAUACAGGCGUAUGACUAAAAAUGUCCGGGGGGGGGGGCGCCAACAACCUCAAUGAUCUGCAAAUCGCAAAGACAUGAAAGAAGCGGUGGAGCUAAUUUCUUCCGACGUGUUAAGAUCAGGUUCGAUUUGGAGCAUACAAAAGUAAUGCAAGGAAGUUGUGAGAACUCAUAUCUCCAUGAUCCCGGUAAUCUCUAUCAUAACAGUGGUGCCACGUGACUUUCACUUUGCAAUCAUUGCAAACCUCAAAACGUGCCCAGCGCUGUGUUUCUCGAGUCAUAGGACAUCGUGGUAUUGCGUGGGCGCCUUACGCUUUUUAACGCUUUGACACGGUACAAUAUGUGGGUUAUUGUUCUCUACCAUCUGCGGGUAUGAGGCGGUACAUCAUGUGGAGACAAGUAGGUACAGUGGGUAGGUCUAAAGUGCCACUUAUUCUUCAAUCCUUUAUGUAAACUUCGAUUUUGUUCGAGUUUUUCUUUCUUGCUGGGUGGAAAAAAAAUCUUCGAAUUGCGCAUUGACCCACUUCCUGUCAAACUGUCGAGCGGAAACUUGGCACAUAGACUCGAUGCCGAUGACAAACAUUCUGUCAAAUACCAAGCCUAACAGCCCCCCCUCUUUUUUUUUUCCACCCCAAAAAUAUGUUUUUCCUUUUUUUUUUUUCAAAGAAAAAUUCCUUUUCAAGGAAAUAUGAUGUCACUCAUUUCACGACAUAAUAUUCCCGAUAAGUGUGCUAAAUUAGAUUCUUUUUUUAAAAAUCACAAAUACGUUUGGUGCGUAAUUUUUUGUUCUGUUUUUUCUGAAAUAGUUGGUGUAAUAAAAGCGGAUGGGUCACUACAAUAUAUAUAUAUAUAGUUCAGUGGCGUGGGUGGGGGUAAUUCUUAUAUAGUAAGUAACUUCAUUGCAUUUUUAUCCAACUGUAACCCCAGCUCUAAUUGCUGGAUAUUACGUUUUAAAAAUGAUUUAUAAGAGAAACAUUUUAAGGGUUGUUAUAAUAUGGAUACAUUCAAUAAAUUUUGUGUUAGAUGGUUAUCAUUUUCAGAAGCAAAAUUUUAAUAACUCGGUAGCCAAUAUAAAUGUAAAGCACAUGUCAAGCUAUAUCGCUGUAGCAGAGCCUCUGAUAUUAACUGUUAAUAUUUUUAAAUGUAAAUGCGUAAUUUAAAAACUUUUUUAAAAUUUAAAAAAAAUAUGAGGAACAGAAUUAAAAUGUGUUUAAUUAGAUAAUAAAAGGAUGACGGUUCCCUCUCCACGCAUCCCUAUUUCAAGGCCAUUUUCUCAUCUCCAACAGCACAGGAUGUCAGCCUCCCACAUGCUGUUGGUCCUAGCCUCUCUAAUGCUGUUUAGCAAUGGCCGCGCCUUUCCGUCAUCCCUAGAGGAUUCCUUCCAGCCCAGCCACAAACUGUCAGUCGACUUGGACGAGAUACUGCCGUUACUCUCAAAGGACGCCCAACGUGCAGCUGAGGUUCCGCUGAGGGAGCUUGUCCUGAGAGAGCUUCUCGACGACACCCAGCAUGUCGUGGAGCGCAGGGACAAGGGACGUUCUAAAUACUUGCUAGGUGGCGCUUUGGGCCGCUAAAUUAUGGUCACAGCUCUGCGUGUCCUGAGUGAGCGUAAAUUUACCAAAGAUUUAACAUGACCAAAUAUCAGUGCUAUACACAGUGCUAUACACAGUGCUAUACGCAAUGCUAUACAUAACACACACAGAAUCAACUACAUGUUAAAGUUUAUCUCAUUUGUAUGAGAAUGUUUAAUAAAUUGUAUUUGUUGUAAAUAAAUGACAUUUAUUUUCAUUUAUUUUCCUCGUAAGAAUCUCAACGAUUUAUAAAAAGUAAGAAUACACUGGCACCUUUCAAAUAAAAACCAAG